GUCAAAGUGAAAGCUGUCUGUCAUGAGUUUAUUUACAUGAUUGUAACGUAAAAAUGAGUGAUAAAUUUGGAAAACCGUUAACAUUAACAGAGUUUGCCCCAAUUGAUGAUGAAGAAAAGCAACCCACUGUCGGACAGUAUAUCUCCAAUUUUUUUUCAAAAUUUACCAGAGGAAAUGUGGAUUCGUCACCUACAAUCGAAUCACCAGAUGAAAGUCAAAACAAUGAUGUUAAACAGAAUUUAUCAAAUGCUUCCAUAGAUUCUGAGGCUGCUGCCUCAAAUACACCUGUUGCCUUAGUUGAAGGUCGAAGUGUACUAAAUCCUAAUGUAUUGAAACGUAUAAGUAAUUUAUUAGCAUUAAAAAACACUAAUUUGCAAGCGUAUAGUGAUACGGAAUUAAGACAAUAUUGGAUGCCGGAUAGUGUUGCAAAAGAAUGUUUUGAAUGUUCGGAAAAAUUUACAACAUGGCGAAGACGACAUCAUUGCAGACUUUGCGGACAAAUUUUCUGUUCACGAUGUUGUUCACAAGAAAUACCUGGAAAAUUAAUGGGUUGCACAGGUGAUCUUCGAGUCUGCAUGUAUUGCUGUAAGAUAGUAUUAUCUUAUUUACCAGCAUCAAAUAUUGGAGCAGAAAUGAGUGUCGAUAUUCGGAUGUUAUUGGAAAAUUUACGAUCUAAAUAUGGUGUAACGAGUAAUUCUGAUGUUAGUUCGCUUGCUUCAUCAACGACUAAUUCUUUAGGGUCAAAUUCGAACUUAAAUAGUCUUGGUAGUGAAGGCGAAGCUAGUACAGUUCGGCGAAAAAUAUCUGUAGGGUAUCAAGAAGAAAAAUUUGCAAUUGGAAGGCGCCAAAAUAAAAAUUCGGCAAUAUCAGAGGAAAGAUGUCGUGCUUUACAAAGCUCUACGUCGUUGCGAGCAUUAUAUGAAGAAAUUUGUGCAAAUACCAAUAUGGGAACACCUGGUUUACCUAAUGCUAAUGACAGAAAACUGACUUUAUCUUCACACCGAUAUCGUUAUCGAACCUACAAUCAAUGUUUUCCUGGCUCUCUUCUUGUUGAUUGGUUAAUAAAUCACAAUAAAGCUAAAUCAAGAGUUGAAGCGACAGCUUUAGGGCAAGCACUGCUUGAAGCAGGAUAUUUAGAAAGUGUUUUAGAAUCUCCAUCAUUACAAACUACAACUCCACCAAAUCCAGCUUCAUUUUCUGAUAGUCCAACAGGAUUUUAUAGACCAUGCCCGCCGUCGGAAUUAACAUUUGAAUUACCUCCGUUACAUUCAACGAAUAAUUCACAAGAUUCUAAAACAAAACAAACAAAUGAACCAGCUGAACCAACUUGGGUUCAACAAAUACCGCAAGAUGGUGGGACUACAACAGAUUCUGAGGCUGAAUCUCAUGCUUCUCCGCCAAUAAUUUCAACGGGUACCAGGAUGCCAUCAUCAUCGUCAUCAUUUUAUUUAGAUCUAGAUUUAGAAGCAAGUACAGUGCAUCUUGUACGACCAUUAAAUUCCGGUUCGACUGAUGGCGGCAUGUCACCAACAAGCUCCAUUGAACCAUCAAUUUCCUCGUCACAAGAUAAUAAUAAUAAAGAAGUUCCUGUAUUACAAAGUUCUUUUCAGCACGAAAUUGCACCGAAAUGGGGUUGGCAUAAUGCUAAACAAUUACGUGAAGAAUAUGGCGAAGCUGAAGCAUACAACGCAUUAAAUGAAGCUUGGAAACGACACGAAAAUGCUCUCUUAGCUCAAUUUUUAAAUAAUGAAGGAUUAUCAUUACAUUGGACCAAUACAAUUUUAUCAAUUAUUAAUGAAGUCAUUGACUUUGUUCGACCAGAUAUGUAUCAUGAUGCUGAAUUUAUUGACAUUCGUGAGUAUGUCCGUGUAAAAACUGUACCUGGUGGAAAUUCUGAACGCAAUGAAUGUCAUGUAAUACGUGGUAUAGUUUGUUCAAAAAAUGUUGCACAUAAAUGUAUGCAGGGUCGUCGAAUACAACCAAAAAUAUUACUUUUAACUUGCCCGUUAGUGUAUCAACGAAAUGAAGGAAAAUAUAUGGGUUUAGGACCAGUUCUAUUGCAGGAGCAUGAAUAUCUACGUCACGCUACAGCAAGAAUCUUAGCAAUGAAACCUAAUAUCGUAUUAGUCGCAAGAAAUGCAUCACGCUUAGCACAAGAAUUACUUGGGCAAGCUGGUGUUGCGUUGGUUACAAAUGUUAAAACCUCUGUAAUCGAUCGCAUUGCUAGAGCAUCUAAUGCUGAAGUUGUGCCAAGCAUCGAUGCUGCAAAUGUUGGGCGACGCUCAUGGAGAUUAGCAACGUGCCAAGCAUUUUAUACUCAAAAAUUUAAAGAAGAUGAGUAUUCCUCAAAAACUCUAAUGUUUUUUGAAGGACUUCCUGCUGAACAUUUAGCUUGCACAAUUAUUUUGCGUGGAGCAUCAAAAUUAGAACUUAGAAAAUUAAAAAAAGUUACGUUAAAAAUGGUAUUUGCUCGUUAUAAUUGGCGAUUAGAACAAUCAUUUUUAAUGGACGAAUUUGCAAAACCACCAUGCCCAAAAAAUGAUUCAUUUUUUUGUGGAAGUAAAGAAAAUUCGCCUGAUAAUAAAAAUGAUACGGACAAUGGUUUUUUGAAUCAAAAUAAUCUAUCAACAGAUAAUAAAACUGGAACAACUGUGGAAACUUUAGAUAAUAUGACCGAAAAUGAAAAUAAUAACAUUUUCGAAGAAAAUAUUUCUAUAACCACAACCACAUGUAAACAAAAAACUGAGCACGAUUGUAAUAAUGAAUGUAACGAAGUUGAAAUCUCUUUGAGUAAUACAAAUACAAAAAAUGAUUCGAAACAUAAACUAUCGAAAACAGAUGCAUUUAACGAUCCAUUACAAUUUUAUGAAGACGAUGUGUUUAACGAUACGAAUAAUACACAAAAAUUAUCCGUAUCAGAAGUGCCACUUUUAAAUCGUUUUCGAAAAGCUUUAGAUUAUACGAUUUUAUCAUACUCACCGUUCUUAACAUUCACAAUACCAUUCUUAGAAACUGAAGUUGGUCGACGAUGUAAAUUACGUAAAUUUUUUCCAAAAGAUAUUUAUUAUUCAGCACAAUUUUGUGAAAAUGGUAAUAAAAUUUUGGAUCAUAAAGUUUUAAAUGUUUACGAAAAAAAACCUACUAAUACACAUGCUAACUUAAAGCUGAAGUCACCGCAUCCGUUUAUAACUGCAAAAUUAACAGGAAAUGUUCAGAGUGAGGAUAUACAAACAAUGCUAUCUCAUUUUCGAGCAUGUGGUGGUCGAUUAGUUUAUCAACAACGACCGAUAAUAGAUGAAAUGAAUAACAAACUAAAUACAACAGAAAAUGAAAAUGAUGUUGAAAAACAAGAUACAAAAUUACAGCCUACGUUGAUAGAUGUUCUUGAAUUGGACAACCAUCAACGUCUUGCUGUUUUAUUUUGUUCAUUUAGUACGGAAUCCAAUAACGCACCUGCAUUUUGUGUUGAUCCUUGUACAAAAUUAAUGCAUUUUUAUGGAGUUAUGGAUACACCAUUGGGAAAUUUUCUAGAACAGUACUGUUUUCGUGAUUCAUAUAAAUGCAUAUCUGAAAAUUGUGUCACCUCAAUGUUAAAACAUACACGACGUUAUGUCCAUCAUAAUGGAUGUAUCACAUUAAAUUUAAAUCAACUAGAAACACAUAUAUCAUCGGACACUAUUGUAAUGUGGAGUUGGUGUACACGAUGUAAUUCUGUAACACCUGUGGUACCUAUGUCGACGGACACAUGGUCAUUUUCAUUUGCAAAGUUUUUGGAAUUUAAAGUACAUGGUUAUAUGUAUGGACGUCGUGGCAAGAAUGAAACUUGUACGCAUUCAAUACAUCAUGACCACGUGCAUUAUUUUGGGUUUAGAAAUAUUGUUGCCUCUUUUCAUUAUUCAUCGGUAGAACUUCUGGAACUUUACUUACCAUCUCCAAAAAUAGAAAUUAAAUAUAACUCUUUAAAUCAAAAAGAUUCAGUUAUCGAUGAAGUAAAGACAUUAGCCCUGAAAGGUCAUGAAGUAUUUUCAGCAAUUUUGGAUAAAUUAAUGAAAUUACCAAAUGAUUUAAAUGAACUAGCCGAAUUAAAUCAAUUAUUACAAAAACAUCAAGCAACAUUUAAAGCAAAAAUUGAUGAAGCUCAAUUAAAAUUAACAUCGCCAAGAUUUGAAAAUAAAUUAACUAAUAGUUCCGAUCAAAAUUCAACAGAUCUUAUUAAAACAGUAUGGCAAUUAGAGGAUACGAUUGUUGGUUUGAAACGACUGAUUGUUGAAGCAUGCGAAGUAUGGAAUAUUCGUUUAACUAAUAUUAUUCAAACACAAACUAAAGCUACAAAAACUGUUGCAUCAAAACAAUUUAACAAGCCAAUGUCCAUUCAAGAUCUACCAUUGAAUCGAUCAAACUUAGCUGCACCUUUGGGAGAUUCAGAGAGUGAAUUGUAUUCAACAGAUGUCGAAACUCCAUCAAGUCCUGACUAUAAUGUAAUUGAUGUUGUAAAUGCAACAAGUAUUGAACCGUUUGAAGAAGAAACUGUUAUUAAAACUGAAUCACUUGAAAAUUCUUUGAAUUCAAGUUCAGCGAAUACUGUUGAAGAAUCGACAAAACUUCUUACGAAAAAAAAUCGAAGUUUAGAUCAAGAUGAAGUUAUCGAAGAGCAUACAGCUACCGAAGUCCUAACGGGCCAUACAAGAUCACAUUCGGACAGUACAGCAGGUAUUACACAACCAAGUAACGACGAAAGUUCUCAAUCCGAAAUCUUAAAAGACAUUCCAAUACAACCUGAAAAAGAUAAAAAAACUGUAAAAACAUUAUUAUCACAAUUUUUAACAUCUUCAGCCACCGGUACCCCUAUCAAUUGCCCUUUCAAUUCAUCGGAACAUCAUUUAUUACCACCAGGAAAAGAUGUACCUAUAAUUGUUUAUGAAAAAGAACCUAGUUCCAUAAUAGCGUACGCAUUAUCAACUCAAGAUUAUAUAAAAGCAUUAGAAGAAUUAUGUCGAACUAAAUCAAGUCGAACAUCCCUUUCCGUAUCUCAGAAAGGUGAUCAAUGUCCAAGUCCAGUAAAUCGACGCAGAAAUUUGACAUCUAGUGAUAAUGAUAACGAAGACGCAACAACUCCAAAUUCUGAUCAAAUAAUUAUAAAUAAACAAGAAGUGACUGUACCUGAUGCCAAAACAAAGCAACAAGUAAAUCAAUUCUCUCAUAUCGAUGUUCAGUUCCAAGAUAGUAAAGCGAAUUUCAUGGUUCGAGUUCACUAUGCUGAACAGUUUGCUAAUUUACGUAGUCUUGUCUUAGGCAAUGAAGAUUCAGAAACAAAUUCUGAUUUAAAAGAAUACGAAGAGAAAUAUAUUCGAUCUCUAUCAAGAUCUGUUCAAUGGACAGCGCGUGGUGGAAAAUCUGGAUCAUUUUUUUGUAAAACAAAAGAUGAUCGUUUUAUUUUAAAAGAAAUGUCCACAGCAGAAAUGGAAAAAUUUUUAAUAUUCGCUCCAAAUUAUUUUGAAUAUAUGAAUAAAUGCAUUGUAACAUCUCAACCAACAUUAUUAGGAAAAAUUAUUGGAGUUUAUCGAGUAUGUUAUAAAAAUGCAACGGAUAGUGAGAAAAAAAAUUUUCUUGUCAUGGAAAAUCUAUUCUAUGAACGACGGGUCACUCAUAAAUUUGAUUUAAAAGGAUCUGUACGUAAUCGCCAUGUAAAUAUUGAUGACCAAGAUAGUGAAAUUGUUCUUCUUGAUGAAAAUUUAUUAAAAAUGACGUGUAAAUCUCCUUUGUAUAUUUAUCCACACUCUAAAAGUGUAUUAACGCAUGCAAUUAUUAAUGAUACUGAAUUUUUGGCAGCACAAUCUGUUAUGGAUUAUUCUUUAUUGGUUGGACUUGAUCCACACAGUAAGGAAUUAGUUGUUGGAAUUAUAGAUUAUAUAAGAACAUUUACAUGGGAUAAAAAAAUUGAAACAAUUGUAAAAAAAUCUGGUUUACUUGGUGGGCAAGGAAAAUUACCAACAAUUAUUUCACCUGAAGAAUAUCGUAAUCGUUUUAUUUCGGCAAUGCAUAGAUACUUUUUACCAGUUCCAGGUCGAUGGUACGAUUUGAAUUCCAAAUAG
Chrysoperla carnea is the source of this 6092-nucleotide messenger RNA. It is a transcript of the gene fab1, whose product is annotated as 1-phosphatidylinositol 3-phosphate 5-kinase. Gene Ontology annotation, molecular function: metal ion binding; 1-phosphatidylinositol-3-phosphate 5-kinase activity; ATP binding. The transcript is spliced from 19 exons. Gene Ontology annotation, biological process: phosphatidylinositol metabolic process; intracellular signal transduction. NCBI's taxonomy places the organism in Eukaryota, Metazoa, Arthropoda, Insecta, Neuroptera, Chrysopidae. The record is from RefSeq and is a predicted model, not a curated record. Bases 54 to 6092 code for a protein of 2012 amino acids.